Messenger RNA from Didymodactylos carnosus, 1797 nucleotides. The record is from the annotation of a GenBank genome assembly. NCBI's taxonomy places the organism in Eukaryota, Metazoa, Rotifera, Eurotatoria, Philodinida, Philodinidae.
AUGUCGACCUUUGCUCUCGAUACUUUGUCUACGAAUAGAAUUUCUUCAACAAUUGAAACAUAUAUUUGUCAACAAGAUGUCAUUACACCCACAGUAACGAAUACGUACACGGCACGAACAACUGUUGCUCUGGAGGAAAACAAACUUAGUAGUGAAAUCGACCCAGUGUUGGUCACAACUAGAGAUGAUUCUGACGAGCAUUCAAAUUGUUCAGAACACAGUGUCGAAAUUCCUGAGCCAUCAUGUUCUCUGCGUCUAAAUCGUAGUACAGAAAUACCAGAGCCACCUUCUUUGUAUCCAAACAAACAAGAUUUAAUAAUGCAUGACGAUCGUGAAGAAAACACCGAUUUCUCGGAUGCUUCAUCAUCCAGUAGCAGCAGCGAUACGAUGUCGGAUAAUGAGGACGAAGACGAAUUAGAGAAGAUUUCACUGGAAUGGAUUCAAGAGCAAGUGCGAGCGGGAGCAGAUCCAAAAACAUUGUUGAUGAAACUAAUGCCUGGUCUUCCAGAAGAUAUAUCACAAGAUGUUAUUUCUGAACUUUUAUGUGAACUAUUAAUUCCCGUACAGCAACGUCAACGGUUAGAACAAUAUCAAACAUUGGAUGAUGCUGUUAAUUUACUUCGAUCAUGUGAAAAUAUAAUUGUAUUGACUGGAGCUGGCAUUAGCGUAUCAUGUGGUAUACCAGAUUUCCGUUCGAGAAGUGGUAUUUAUGCACGCUUAAAACAACAAUUUCCAGAGUUACCUGAUCCACAGGCCAUGUUUGAUAUGGAAUAUUUCACGCAUGACCCACGACCAUUUUUUCAAUUUGCAAAAGAAAUUUAUCCGGGUGAAAGAGAAGCAUCGUUAGUUCAUUGGUUUAUUAAACAGUUAGAAACAGAUAAUCGUUUGAAGUGUCGUAAACAAGUGAAUAAAUCACAUAUAAAAGACAAGAUAUUGGAUAAACAAAUUCCAUAUUGUGAGCAAUGCAAUGUAGAAGAGGCCAUUUACAAACCGGACAUCAUAUUUUUUGGAGAACCGUUAGGAAAAGAAUUUCAUACGAAAAUUUGUGAUGAUAGAGAAAAGUGUGAUCUACUGAUUGUUAUUGGCUCAAGCUUAAAAGUUAAACCAGUUUCACUUGUCACUGAAAUGUUACCUUCACAUGUACCACAAAUAUUAAUUAAUCGCGAAACUUUAUCGCACAAAAAUUUCGAUAUUGAGCUUCUUGGUAAUUGUGAUACGAUAAUAAACGAAUUAUGUCUAAGAUUAAGUCAGUAUGAUAAAUCUUAUAGUCAAAUAAAAAAACUACAGAAAACAAAUUUAUUGAAUGAAGUUUUAUAUCAGGCCUAUGUUAAACCAUUGAAAACAAAUAAGCGAAAAAAACAAAAAGUAUCGUCCGCAUACUCGUCCAUUGAAAUACCAGUGGUUAUUCAUCAAAAGAAUGAUUUGACAUCUUCCUUACCACCUUUAUCGGUGACAACUGAACAAACAAAUGUACAUUCGUCGAAUGCAGAACUAACAACCGAAACGGACAUUGUUGAUUCUUCAAGAAUGUUGAAUGAAAAUGACACACAAACACGAUUAAAAUCUUUACGUCAACGUCCAACAAAACGCACUGUUCUAGUCACAACUGAAUCCUGUACGUCAAAUACAAAUAAUCCACGAAAACGAACGAAUUUAGCAGUCAAACGUUAUUGGUCGGCACCACAUAAUUCAUACGUUUUUUGUGCACCUAAUCGAUAUGUAUUUGAUGGUGCUGAUAUUCUAUUGUCAGAUGACGAACAAGAAGAAGAGAAUCAAGAUGACAAUCAGAGUCUGUAA